Molecule: messenger RNA, 2458 nt
Organism: Maniola jurtina (meadow brown)
Lineage: Eukaryota; Metazoa; Arthropoda; Insecta; Lepidoptera; Nymphalidae
Gene: Rlip
Product: ralA-binding protein 1
Exons: 10
Coding region: 65-2260 (731 amino acids)
Biological process (GO): small GTPase-mediated signal transduction
Molecular function (GO): GTPase activator activity; small GTPase binding
Source: RefSeq, a predicted model, not a curated record
AUGUGAAAAUCUUGAUCAAAAUACAAAAUUAAAUUGAAUUUUUUAUUGAAAAUUAAUAAUAACGAUGGACUUCGAAAGUCCUGAUGUAGAAAAAGACUUCCCAGGCCUAUACGCCUCUGAAAGUGGACGAAAAAGCAACGAAAGUGACUUUAGUGACGGUGGUGAACACGAAAAACCAAGCAAGAAGGAUCUGUUAGGUCGGCGCAAAGAUAAAAAGGAAUCAAAGAAAGACAGAGGUUACGCUGCUUUAGAAGGUGAAAGCUCUCCAGAAGAGGAUACUGACACAAAAAGUCCAUCUAAAACAAAGAAGACAAAAUCAUUCAAGUUUCCAACAAAAAGUAAGGAGAAAAGAGAAAAGUCCAGGGACAAAGAGAAGGUUCUCGAAGAUGCAGUCAAACAGAAAGAGUUGAGUGAAAAGGAGAAGAAAAAGGAAAAAGAGAGAGAAAAGGAAAGGGAAAAGGAGCGGGAACGGGAGAAGAAGGAGAAAGAAAAGCGAGAUAAAUUAAGGGAAAAGGAUAAGGAGAAAGAAGAAAAGGCAAAAUUCAAACUCGAGUCAAAAGAGAAAUUGAAAGAUGACAAGAAAGACAAAGUCAAAGAUAAAGAUAAGGAAAAGGUUAAAGAAAAAGAUAAAGAAAAGGUGAAAGAAAAAGAAAAGGAGAAGGUGAAAGAAAAAGAUAAAGACAAAAAAGAUAAGAAACUUAUUAAGAUGCCGUCUACCGUCACUUCGGGAGUGCCCUUUGAGGAAAUAUUUACUCUUGGAGUGGCUUUGCCAAUAUUCGGAGUGCCACUGCAGCAGUCGGUGGAGCGCUCGCGAUGCCACGACGACACCGCGUUACCUCUGGUAGUACGUGACAGCAUUGACUACUUACAAGCGCACGGUCUAAAGUCCAACCAAAUAUACCGCACGGAGCCGGAUAAGAUCAAGCUGCAGCAACUCCGCAAGCUGUUCACUGAUCGCGGUCCCACCUUCCCCUACCACUGGGAUGUGCCCGUCGCUUGUGCUAUGUUGAAGAGUUUCAUCAGUGAGCUCCCAGACUCGAUUCUAACACAAGAACUCCACGGUCAGUUCGAGCAGGCCACAGCGAUAGCAGAGCCGCAAAGGGAAGCCACCAUGGUGGCGCUAAUCAGCAGACUGCCCGCCUGCAACCACAGCCUACUGGGCUGGCUCAUGAGGCACUUUGAAAGCGUUGUGGCCAACGAACAGGUAAACCACGCGAACAUACAAACUAUAGCCACAGCGAUGGGCCCGGCGCUUAACAUGUCGCUCAAUCUGCUCACAUACUUCAUCACCAAAGCCGACAAGCUCUUCCCCGAAGUCCGUCUGACUAAGUAUGUGCCACCUCUUCUAUCGAUUCCCAAUGAUUUCCCCGAAACCGCGAACGAAAUCAGCGAAGAGUUACGCAAACAAGAGUCCUUGCUGAGCCAAAUACACGCGGAGAUGCAUGCCGGUUUUAUUACUGCUGCUAGGGACCAGCAAUUAUGGGAGGCGCAACGCAUCGUCACACAACUGAAGAGGAAGCUUCGAUCGGUUCAAAAAUCUGUUGAACCUAACGCAGUGCCCACAUCCAAUCAACCGCUUCCACAACCUACUGACGAAAAACAGGACGACGAAUUAAGUCGACGAAACUCACAACCCAUCGACGUACCAUCAAAACCCAUUGAACUAGCAACUAAUAAUACCAGUGUAGUCAGCAAUACUAGUAUUGUUAGUAAUACUAGUAUUGUCAGUAAUACCAGUGCAGCUCCAAUAGAAACAGAUAUACCCUUAGCAGUAAAUGAACCAUUCCAAGAAAUUAAAGAAUCGCCAAGUACAGACCUAACAUUCCCUGUAGAAUUCGAAGACAAUUUCGACUUUAAUCUCACUGAAACUAAAGACGAAACAGAUAACCCAGAGAAAGUUGUAGAGAAACCGAAAUUCACCGAAAAAGAACUCAAAGUUUUAAGACUACAAUUGGAGAAUGCCGAGUAUUUGCAAUUAAAAUCGCUGCUUCAAGCAAAAAUCAAUUCGGAGCAAUUCGAAAUAGUUAAACUAAGAAGUCAUGUGGCGUUAAAAAAUAAACAAGAAGGUAAUAUUCAAUGUAAGGAAAAUAAAGAGAACUUUACGCCCGAGGAACAGGAGUUGAAACAGAAGUUGUUGAAAGAAAACGCGAUGCUCGAGCAGAAGAGACUGAAUUUAGUCAAUCAGAUCUUUCAAGAGCGGGUAGCAUGUAUUCAGCUAAAAAUUGAGCUGGCAAUGAAAGAAAUUAUGUCGAAGUCUUGAAUAGAACAUUGUUCCUUAACCUUUCUACCAUAGAAUAUUGAAUGCCGAGUAUUUGCAAUUAAAAUCGUUGCUUCAAGCGGAAAUAAAUUCGGAAUAACUCAAGAUAGUUAAACUAAGAAGCAAUGUGGCAAAAAAUUAAGCAAGAAGUUUACUUAUGGAGGGUAGAGGUAUAGCACGAUCUCUUGUGGGGGAAAAAUU